Messenger RNA from Cetraspora pellucida, 2838 nucleotides. NCBI's taxonomy places the organism in Eukaryota, Fungi, Glomeromycota, Glomeromycetes, Diversisporales, Gigasporaceae. The record is from the annotation of a GenBank genome assembly.
AUGGCUGACACUUCGGGGGAACACAUAAGUGACGAAGCUCCAGACGAUUCUUUAACUUUGGGCCAAUUAAAAAAAAUAGUAAAACAAUUACCAAAUAAGCAAAAGCCAAAAGAAAUAUCUUUUUCAUACACUGAUCACGAUAGCAUCUCAAACGAAAUUGAGGAAUUUUAUAGCUAUGCUGAAAUUUCACAAUGCUUGGAGAACAAAAAUAUUUUCGACGAGGGAUUCGGUGAAACCUGGACUAUAUGUACUAUGUCUGAACGCCGUGUUUAUAUCGAGUAUUUAUUGGAAACUUUGGAAUUAAAAGAUCCUGAAAAAAGAUUUUUGUCUGCAAAAAAGUUAUUGUAUAUUGCUCAAGGAACAUUUGGUGAAACUACAACACAAGAACAGCACCUCGAAUGGAUCAUGGAGAACAACAAAUUGCUACGAAAGUGUGGGGCUCUUCUCUCAUAUUUUCAAGCUCUGAAGUUGGCGUGUCAUGCACAUGAUUAUUAUAGCCGUUCAGAUUUUAACGUGGAUAGACAAGCAUAUAUCGACGAUAUAAACACCGAAAUUGGCUUUUACUUGACAUUAUUAUAUAUGCUUGUCGAAACUCAUCAUGGGGAUGAUUCAUUUGGCGCUGAACUUGCUGAACUUAAUCCGCCAAUGGUUGUAUUCCUAUUUGAGAUAAUCGCGUCAUUACGGGAGAAAGAAAAAAAUGCCAAAGGCUAUCCUGUUAAAAAGAUGGAACUGUCUAAACAAAUACGAAAGUUUCUCCUUCUAUUAUGGAAAGUUAUUUUAGCAAGUUUAGGCGGAUUAAAUGAUAUGUCGAGACUGAAAAAUACUGUUAGAACACUUAAUGGACUACCACCUAUCUUUGAUAAAGGUUUACUAACCAAGUCCACACCGAUGGAUUAUUACACAUUCCAAAAUGAGGCAACACAAAAAUAUCCAACAUAUGUUCCACCUCCCUGCCCAUUUAUUCCAACUUCUCCCAUUGCUGCAAGUCUAUUUCCAAGUGCGAAUAACCAUACUAAUGGAAAUGAUUCUUCAGGGCAAAAUGCAUCAUCUGUUAAUGGCAAUGGAAAUGGUAGUCAACCUCCAAAAUCAAGAAAACAACAAUUUCAAACGAAUCAGCGGCAACCAUUUAUUUUUCCAUUUUCAAAGUCUACUCCUAGUGUACCAAAAUCUAUACAAGAGGCUGGUGAUUUAUAUCUUAAAUUUAUGCACAUAAGUUUAGGUACUUUUCAAUGCUGGAAUGAAAGAAUUGAAAUGAAAAAACUACCUACUAUGAAUAUAACCAAUAGUAUAUCAUUCAAUGAAAAUGAUGUGAGAAAUCAAUUUACCAAUAAUGAAGAUGAAUUCCAAAACAAAAUAGCGAAAAUGGACAAAGAGAAGAUCGAGCGGAUUGAAAUUCUUUAUAAAUCAAUUCUUCCUCAUUUGCAAAACAUUGUCAUCAUGCUUCUCAAAUUAUUACUUGCCACAGUGUCUAACAAUAAGAACUCUGAUAACGAUAAAGGCGGGACUUCUGUCAAUAAUGAUCAUAUUUUUGAAAAUACUAUCAAUUAUUCAACCUCGAAUGGUAACACAAUUGAAGAAAUAGACAUCAUGCGACAUCGCGAAAUUACGUCAAAAGCAGUGUCAGCUAUAAUUCUCCUAAUGCUCAAACAUUUAAAGUUGUCACAUAUAUUAAAAUUUGAAUAUUUGUCACAACUCUUGGUCGAUUCAAAUUGCUUACUUCUCAUAUUGAAAAUGUUUGGUUUGCAGGAUGUGAGUUUAAUGGUAAAAGCUAAGAAUGAAGUCGAAAAUAUGAAUUUUUUUCAAUACUGCAUGAGCAUCAACAAUGACACAAAUGAAAUGAAACUAGCGGAUAAUAAUAUGAAUGUUGAUAACCAACAAGAACAUUCGCAAGCAUUUUACAACACAAAUCAAUCUGAUCAAUCCAAUGACUCACAAUCUAAUACAAGUAAUGAAAAUGACAUUGAUUCAGAUUAUUGUUGGAGAAAUUUUUUCGCAGCUAUAAACUUCCUAAAGAUAUUGCAGAAAUUGACCAAAAGAAAGACACACCGAAUUUUAUUAUUGGUACAAUACAAAUCAUCAGCAAUUUUGAAAAGAAUUCUAAAAGUAUCUCAUCCAUUAUUGGAGUUAUAUGCUUUAAAAGUAUUAAAGAACCAAAUUCCAUUUAUAGGAAGAAAAUGGCGACAAAGUAAUAUGAAAGUUAUUACUUCAAUAUAUUUGAGUUGUCGUCCAGAUCUUAGGGAUGAAUGGAUUUCGUCGACAGAUGUGGAUGCCGAGAUGGAUGACGCUUUGGCAAAACAAAACCUUAGAACAUUGAUUAAAUUUUAUAAUGAAAGAAAUUAUUUUCCUCAAUGCGAUCAACAGGAUGGCAUGUACUAUGAUAAUAGCAACAGAAACCUUCCUGACAUAUUCCCUCCAUGCCAUACAAAAUCACUCAAUCAUGUUAAUUACGCCUAUAUUCCUGAUGAUAUUAUGCUAGACGAUUCAUUCCCGGAAAAUUGGGAACAAUGGCUUCAAGAAGAAGUUUAUAGUUUCUCUAUAAUGAAACCUCACUUGAAAAAUAUAGACGAAUAUUAUGAUGAUGACUUUGCCACCCUUAUUCCAAAUGGAGAUGGGUCAGAAUGGGAUAUGCCGCCAACAUCUCCAGUCGAUGGUAAAGAUCCAUUCUCUUCAAUAGAAUGGAAAAACAUUUCUUCCUAUGAAAUUAAAGCCUUGGAACAAAGAAUAAACAAUAAUGGAUUUAAAUUUUUUGAUUUUGACGACAUGGGAACUAAUAAUAGCAAAAGUUUUGAUUAUGUGAUAAAUAACUUUUUACUAGAAAAAUAUUCUUUAGAAUUAUGA